Molecule: messenger RNA, 3118 nt
Organism: Drosophila navojoa
Lineage: Eukaryota; Metazoa; Arthropoda; Insecta; Diptera; Drosophilidae
Gene: Ca-beta
Product: Calcium channel protein beta subunit
Biological process (GO): calcium ion transmembrane transport
Cellular component (GO): voltage-gated calcium channel complex
Molecular function (GO): voltage-gated calcium channel activity; protein binding
Source: RefSeq, a predicted model, not a curated record
AUCGUCAUCGCUGUCGUCAUUGACAUCGUUAUCGUCAUCGCCAUUGUUAUCAAUUGCCUCCGUUACUGUGGCAUUGACAAGUUCAAUUGCGGUUGUUGUUGGGCCAUUGGGUCGGUAACAUCAUCAAAAUAUCUUCAUUCGAAGAGGAUUAUCGGGCUGACAGGCCCAUGGUGCAGCGUGCAUCCUCCUCAGAUGCUCCCUCCAUUCAGGGUGGCCAACAUCGAGAAUCUCGAUUUGGCCUUGGAUAUACAUCAUACCAAAGCGGAUACAAUAAGCUUUUCACCCAGGGUUCUGCCGACUCGAACUACUCACAACCGUCAUCCGAUCUGUCGCUAGACGAGGAAAAGGAAUCGCUUCGGCGAGAAAAGGAACGUCAGGCCUUAAGCCAGUUGGAUAAAGCGAGGAGUAAACCUGUAGCGUUCGCUGUGCGAACCAACGUAGCAUAUGAUGGCACAAUCGACGACGAUUCACCCGUGCAGGGCGGUGCAGUUUCAUUUGAGAUCCGGGAGUUUUUGCACAUCAAGGAGAAGUAUGACAAUAACUGGUGGAUCGGCAGACUGGUUAAGGAAGGCUGUGAUGUGGGCUUCAUACCCAGCCCCGCUAAGCUAGACAACAUUCGUAUGCAGAAUCAAACUAGACCCUCAAGACUGUACGGCACAAAGGGCUCAUCAAGCGGCAAUCUAGGUGCGGGCCAAGCAGGUGCGGAGCCAUCACGAGGUAGCACACCCCCCACACCUGACCCCUAUAGUACAACACCACGCAAGAAACAAGAUUCCAUGGGACCAGGACGUCAUGGCAAGACACCGUUAGCAACGCCGCCCAACAAGGAGAAGCGCAAGCCAUUUUUCAAGAAACAGGAAACAGCCAGUCCGUACGAUGUGGUGCCAUCGAUGCGUCCUGUUGUUUUAGUGGGUCCAAGCCUUAAGGGUUACGAGGUAACCGACAUGAUGCAAAAGGCGCUGUUCGAUUUCCUCAAGCAUCGCUUCGAAGGACGCAUCAUCAUCACGCGCGUCAUGGCCGACAUAUCGCUAGCGAAACGAUCGAUCAUGAACAAUCCAUCGAAGCGUGCCAUCAUGGAGCGUUCCAGCAGUCGAUCGGAUUGCCUGGGCAAGGUCCAAGAAGAGAUCGAGCGCAUCUUUGAGCUGGCCCGUUCCCUGCAGCUGGUCGUACUCGAUUGUGAUACAAUCAAUCAUCCGUCACAAUUAGCAAAAACUUCAUUAGCGCCAACAAUAGUUUACUUAAAGAUUAGUAGUAGUAAGGUUUUACAGCGUUUAAUCAAAUCACGUGGCAAAUCGCAAGCUAAAAACUUAUCCGUACAAAUGGUUGCCGCUGAAAAAUUAGCCCAAUGUCCACCCGAAAUGUUCGAUGUAAUUUUAGACGAGAACCAAUUGGAAGAUGCCUGCGAGCACAUAGCUGAGUACUUGGAGACAUAUUGGAAAGCCACGCAUCCAGAUAUACGCGCUGGGUCCACCGUACCGGCCAUUGCCAGGCCGAUACCGUCCCAGGAGGUGUCGGCGUCGCCCUCUGCCGAUCCAGCGCGCUUGGGUCCAACACCACCAGUCGAUGGCGAGGAGUUUGAAGAGCACGAGCCACGAAUGGCUAGUGCCGAGCGUGAGGGUAGUCGGGAUCGGGAUCGGGAUCGGGAUCGAGAUCGGGAACGGGAGCGAGAGCGUGGCAGUAGGGAAAGAGAACGGGACAAUGAACGCGACUACUGGGACAGGGAGUUUAACAGAGAUCGUAGUUCGAAAGACAGGGAGCGGGACAUGGAGUGGGAGCGCGAGAGAGCACGCGAGUGGGAAAGAGAGCGAGAAAGGGAUUGGGAUAGAGAGUUCGAUUGGGACCAAGGAGGUGCCUCUUAUCAUCACAGUCGUCGUCAGGUCUCUGGACGGCAUCAGGAGCGCGGCAGCGGGGGAGUCGGAGUCGGCCAUGCCGCUGGCUACGAGCGCGACAGAGAGCGAUACGAGCGACAGGAACGCGAGCGACUUCACGCCAGAGAUCGGGAUCUGAUGCAUUACGAUCUGAACAGCGAUGAGAUGCUGGACGAGCGCAACUUUGAGUAUCCGGCGAUGCGCAGCGGGCCCAGCGGCGCCUCCCACCAUGGCCACCUGUCGCGCGGCGGUCGACUGCUGGAUGAUACAGACUUUGAGCGCGACGAUCGAUUGUUGGGCAGCUCAAGGUCACGCUAUGGACCCGGACCAUCCACACGCAUCGACGAUCCCCGGGACAUGGCGCGAGCAGCCACUGUGGUCGAUCGCGAUCGCGAUGAAUACAGUCCGCACAGAGGUGGUGGAAGUAGUAGGAGAAUGCUGAAUGCCAUGUAGGAAUCGUGGAUAUAGGGGUGGGAUCAGAUCGAUUCGAAAGCGCCAGGUUUGAUGGAAGCACGUGACAAUAGUUUUGAUCUUGACAUGAUACACAAACCGAAACCCAAACCCAAACCGCUGCUCCGACAGCACUCACAAUCCCACUAUCAGCCCCAAGGCCAACCUCCGGCUCAGCCUCAGAUUCAGCAUCCAUCUCAAUCUCUAACUCAGUCGCAUCAGACACAUCCUUCGCAGCGCUCAUUCCUGGCUAGGCAGCGCAGCGGCGGCCAGUGGCUGUCAUCCCCGUCGUUCUCCCUGUCGCAAGCCUCGAUCAGUCAGCCCAGGCCCAGCGAACACUUUCCGUUGCGACACCAGCCACUGUCCUACCCGCAGGCACGACCACACAGCCAGAGCCAGUAUCAACACCCGCACUCGUACACUUCCAGUCGCACACAGUCCCACACAUCCCUUCCGACGCGCUCCCAACUUUAUCCCAGCGACACGUUCCAAAGCACCUCAUUUAGUCACCCGCCGUGCAGCGACAGCGACGCCCAUCGAAACCGAAACAGAAACAGACCAAAAAGUUCAGCCGCGGAAUAUGAUUGGAGAUCGUCAUCCUUCUCGCAAAUCGAUGCAGUCACCCACGCAAUACGUAAUAAGAUUAUCGUUGAGGAGGACGAAGAGGACAUACUGACCCCAGAUAGGUUUUAUUGAAGAGAUUUCAGCGAGGCAUCAGGCACAAAACAACCGAUAUUUUGAAAGGAAGGGGGCAUUGCACAAUAUGUUUACGUAGUAGAAUUACCCUAAAAAUUUAGUAA